This is a messenger RNA of Penicillium maclennaniae, 183 nucleotides long. RefSeq lists its product as uncharacterized. Gene Ontology annotation, biological process: mitochondrial respiratory chain complex I assembly. Gene Ontology annotation, cellular component: mitochondrion. The coding region runs from base 1 to 183 and encodes 60 amino acids. The transcript has 3 exons. The record is from RefSeq and is a predicted model, not a curated record. NCBI's taxonomy places the organism in Eukaryota, Fungi, Ascomycota, Eurotiomycetes, Eurotiales, Aspergillaceae.
AUGCCUACCAGAGUUCGUCCAGUCGAGAAAUUUGCUAAGGCUACGGCUCAAUGCUCAGUCGAGGCCGCAGCAUAUGGCAAGUGUGUCGUCUCUGAUUACAGCUCGGUACACAAGGACAUGUGUGCCAAGGAAUUCAUGCGGUUGAAAGACUGCUUUUUGGCGGCUUCGAAAAAGGCCAAUUAA